This is a messenger RNA of Scedosporium apiospermum, 903 nucleotides long. RefSeq lists its product as uncharacterized. Bases 1 to 903 code for a protein of 300 amino acids. NCBI's taxonomy places the organism in Eukaryota, Fungi, Ascomycota, Sordariomycetes, Microascales, Microascaceae. Gene Ontology annotation, biological process: mitochondrial citrate transmembrane transport. The transcript has 5 exons. The record is from RefSeq and is a predicted model, not a curated record.
AUGGCCCAGCAGGAGGAAAAGCAACAGCCCGUUGUGCUAAAGGGCCCCAGUGCCCUACGGUCUAUCAUCGCCGGGUCUACGGCCGGUGCAAUCGAAAUUGCUAUUACUUACCCUGCCGAAUUUGCCAAGACAAGAACACAGCUUAAUCGCCGCCUCGCCGAUGGCAAGAAGCUCCCAUGGCCUCCAUUUGGCGCCCAGUGGUAUGCAGGAUGUACCACUCUCAUAAUAGGAAACUCCCUCAAGGCCGGAAUCCGCUUCGUUGCCUUUGACCAGUUCAAGAGGCUCCUUGUCGAUUCCGAAGGCAAGCUAUCCGGGCCGAGAACAGUUAUCGCCGGUUUCGGCGCCGGUGUGACAGAGUCCCUCCUCGCUGUCACCCCCACCGAGAGUAUCAAGACCACGCUAAUCGACGACCGAAAGAGUGCCAAGCCCCGAAUGCGCGGUUUCCUAGACGCCGUCCCCAUCAUUGCCCGCGAGCGAGGUAUCCGCGGUUUCUUCCAGGGUUUCGUCCCCACCACGGCGCGACAGGCCGCCAACAGCGCCACGAGAUUCGGUUCCUACAACUUCUUCAAGCAGAUCGCCGAGUCUUACAUCGCUCCCGGCGAAAAGCUUGGUGCUGCUGGAACGUUCGCCAUGGGCGGUCUUGCCGGUCUCGUCACCGUGUACGUCACGCAACCGCUCGACACCAUCAAGACUCGUAUGCAGAGUAUCGAGGCGAGGUCGCAAUACGGAAACUCGUUCAGGUGCGCUGCUAUCAUCUUCAAGCAGGAGGGUGUCUUGACUUUCUGGAGCGGUGCUCUUCCGCGGUUGGCUCGGUUAGUUCUCAGCGGCGGUAUCGUCUUCACGAUUUACGAGAAGGCGAUAGAUUUCAUGAACAAGGUCGAUCCGGACCAGAAGUACAUAUAA